AUUUAGUUUUUAAGCCGGUUGCCUGUGAGCGGGGCAUGUUAGCGAAUUUUAGCACUGAGGCUUAGCUGGCUCUAGAGCCUUUUUGUGUGGCAGGAAUUGAAUACGGAACCUCGGGUGGACGGUGGCACCCGUCAAUUCUACCCGUGCCAUGGCGCCGGGAAUUUUAUUUUUUAUUUUGGCGUCGCUAGCGUUUACACAUGCCAGCGAAGAUGUACCAAAGAAUAACCCAAAAGAUAUUAUAAAUGACGAAGUUCGUGCAGCCAGGGACUACAACGGAAAUGACAAUGAAGUAGUGGUUGACAUCGAAGACGAUGAGAAGAAACAGUAUUACGAAACUAAUUACGAUACAAGUGCGUAUGGAUUUGGUUAUGAUGUCGGCCCUAAUGGUCAGUUUCACCACGAAAACCGAGGACCAGAUGGUGUCACCUACGGUUGCUAUGGUUACGUAGAUCCGGAUGGCUACCUUCGAGCCACACACUAUGUAGCUGACAGUCACGGAUACAGAGUUGUAGAGCCAGAAAAAGCAGUUGAAGUUUAUCCCGACACUAACCAUGUUUACGAUGAGAAUUCUGACAAUGCAUCGGAAAUACCCGGGCAAAUUAUUCCUUGGGAAAAAUUGUACUUCCCUAAGGGAUGUGGAAGGACCCCGGGUGGUGUUCCACCCAAACCCCGACCGAAGCCAACCCCGCGACCCCCGAAACCCCCAACAGAUAGUUCUGGGCAAAACAGCAACACCAACCCUGGAGUUAUUUACCCUGGAGGUCCAGGCUACUAUCCCGGUACUUCCGGAACACCCGGCUCCCCAGGCUUCCCCGGAUCUCCAGGCAGUCCAGGAGGAGCGGGAGGUGGUUAUUACCCCGGAUCAGGUGCUGGCGGUGCAGGUGGACCAAACGGACCAAAUGGACCUAACGGAGUAGGUGGCUCCAAUGGACCAAGUGGUCCUAGUGGUCCGGGCGGACCUAAUGGUCCUGGAGGACCAAACGGUCCAAAUGGACCGGGAGGAUCAGGAGGCGGUUACUACCCCGGAUCAAGUGGACCAUCAGGUCCCGCCGGUGGAGGAGGUUACUACCCAGGAUCACAAGAUGGUGGAUAUUUUCCGGGACAACCAGGCUCACCCGGCUUUCCAGGAUAUCCAGGCAGUCCUGGUGGACCAGGUGGACCAGGUGGACCAGGUGGCCCAAGUGGACCCGGUGGCGGUUAUUACCCAGGUGGUCAAGUACCUGGAGGAGGAGAUUAUCAUCCAGGACCUAACGGACCGAAUGGACCAUCAGGCGGUGGCUAUUACCCAGGACAACCAGGAAGUCCAGGCUUACCGGGUUCACCAGGAUACCCGGGUGGGCCUGGCGGACCUGGAGGACCAGGCGGCCCAGGAGGACCAGGAGCGAGUAGCCCCGGUCAGGGUGGCUACCGUCCAGGUCAAGGAUCAACUGGUGGAGGCUACCUGCCAGGACAGUCGGGCAAACCAAGCGGACAAGACGGAACAGGAGAACCCAGUGGCCCAAGUGGCCCACCAGGCAGCUAUUAUCCAGGAUCUUCAGGAAGUCCGGGUUUACCCGGCUCACCAGGAUAUCCAGGUGGUCCUGGUGGUCCUGGAGGACCAGGUGGCCCAGGUGGACCAGGGGGGCCAAGUGGAGCAGGCGGACCAAGUGGGGGAGGCUACUUACCAGGACAAUCAGGCGAUCAAAAUGGACCAGGAGGUCCCAAUGGACAAGGAGGCUCUGGUGGACCUAACGGGCCAACAGGGGGAGGCUAUUAUCCAGGUCAAUCUGGAGGUCCAGGUUUACCAGGCUCGCCAGGACAUCCCGGUGGUCCCGGAGGCCCUGGGGGACCAGGUGGCCCAGGUGGACCAGGGGGGCCAAGUGGACCAGGCGGACCAAGUGGGGGAGGCUACUUGCCAGGACAAUCAGGCGAUCAAAAUGGACCAGGAGGUCCCAAUGGACAAGGAGGCUCUGGUGGACCUAACGGGCCAACAGGGGGAGGCUAUUAUCCAGGUCAAUCCGGAAGUCCUGGUUUACCGGGUUCACCAGGAUAUCCAGGUGGACCAGGGGGACCAGGUGGACCAGGUGGACCAGGUGGACCAGGUGGACCAGGCGGACCUGGGGGACCAAGUAGUGGUUAUAACCCCGAUUCCCAAGGACAACUAGGCCAACCCAGUCAACCAGGCACCCCAGGGCAACCAGGCACCCCAGGCAAGCCAGGCCAAUCUGGACAGCCAGGAACUCCCGGUAAACCAGGCACGCCAGGGCAACCAGGAGGUCCAGGCCAACAAGGACAACCAGGGCAACCAGGAAAACCAGGCUAUCCAGGAACACCCGGACAACCAGGCUACCCAGGACAACCAGGUCAACCAGGCACCCCAGGACAACCAGGCACCCCAGGCAAGCCAGGCCAACCGGGCUAUCCAGGACAACCGGGUCAACCAGGUACCGCAGGCAAGCCAGACCAACCAGGCUAUCCAGGAACACCCGGACAACCCGGCUACCCAGGACAACCGGGUCAACCAGGCACCCCAGGGCAACCAGGCACCCCAGGGCAACCAGGCUAUCCAGGACAACUAGGCCAACCAGGCUAUCCAGGAGGGCCAGGCCAACAAGGACAACCAGGGCAACCCGGAAAACCAGGCUAUCCAGGACAACCGGGUCAACCAGGCACCGCAGGCAAGCCCGGCCAACCUGGACAACCAGGCACACCAGGCUAUCCAGGCCAACCAGGCCAACCAGGCCAACCAGGCCAACCAGGCCAACCAGGCCAACCAGGCCAACCAGGCCAACCAGGCCAACCAGUCUAUCCAGGACAACCGGGUCAACCAGGCACCCCAGGACAACCAGGCCAACCAGGCUAUCCAGCACAACCAGGCCAACCAGGCUAUCCAGGACAACCGGGUCAACCAGGCACCCCAGGACAACCAGGCCAACCAGGCUAUCCAGGACAACCAGGCCAACCAGGCUAUCCAGGACAACCGGGUCAACCAGGCACCCCAGGACAACCAGGCACCGCAGGCAAGCCAGGCCAACCUGGACAACUAGGAACACCAGGUCAGCCCGGAAAACCAGGAGGGCCAGGCCAACAAGGCCAACCAGGGCAACCCGGAAAACCAGGCUAUCCAGGACAACCGGGUCAACCAGGCACCGCAGGCAAGCCCGGCCAACCUGGACAACCAGGCACACCAGGCUAUCCAGGACAACCGGGUCAACCAGGCACCCCAGGACAACCAGGCCAACCAGGCUAUCCAGGACAACCAGGCCAACCAGGCUAUCCAGGACAACCGGGUCAACCAGGCACCCCAGGACAACCAGGCACCGCAGGCAAGCCAGGCCAACCUGGACAACCAGGAACACCAGGCCAGCCCGGAAAACCAGGAGGGCCAGGCCAACAAGGCCAACCAGGACAACCCGGUCAACCAGGCUAUCCAGGCUAUCCAGGCCACCAAGGCCAACCAGGUCAACAAGGCCCGCCCGGACAACCCGGUCAACCCGGCUAUCCAGGAGAACCAGGACAACCAGGCUAUCCAGGGCAGCCAGGACAACAAGGACAACCUGGCACCCCAGGACAACCUGGCAACCCAGGACAACCUGGCACCCCAGGACAACCAGGACAACCCGGUAAACCAGGAUACCCAGGUCAACCAGGAGGUCCAGGCCAACAAGGCCAACCAAUCCAACCCGGUCAACCAGGCUACCCAGGUCAACCAGGACAACCAGGCUACCCAGGACAACCAGGACAACCUGGCGCCCCAGGACAACCAGAAACUCCAGGCCAGCCAGGACAACCCGGUAAACCAGGAUACCCAGGUCAACCAGGAGGUCCAGGCCAACAAGGCCAACCAAUCCAACCAGGUCAACCAGGCUACCCAGGUCAACCAGGACAACCAGGCUAUCCAGGACAGCCAGGACAACAAGGACAACCUGGCACCCCAGGACAACCUGGCAACCCAGGACAACCAGGAACUCCAGGCCAGCCAGGACAACCCGGUAAACCAGGAUACCCAGGUCAACCAGGAGGUCCAGGCCAACAAGGCCAACCAAUCCAACCCGGUCAACCAGGCUACCCAGGUCAACCAGGACAACCAGGCUAUCCAGGACAGCCAGGACAACCAGGACAACCUGGCACCCCAGGACAACCUGGCUAUCCAGGACAGCCAGGACAACCAGGAACACCAGGCCAACCAGGACAACCCGGUAAACCAGGAUACCCAGGUCAACAAGGAGGUCCAGGCCAACAAGGCCAACCAAUCCAACCCGGUCAACCAGGCUACCCAGGUCAACCAGGACAACCAGGCUAUCCAGGACAGCCAGGACAACCAGGACAACCUGGCACCCCAGGACAACCCGGUAAACCAGGAUACCCAGGUCAACCAGGACAACCAGGCUAUCCAGGACAGCCAGGACAACCAGGACAACCUGGCUAUCCAGGACAGCCAGGACAACCAGGAACACCAGGCCAGCCAGGACAACCCGAUAAACCAGGAUACCCAGGUCAACCAGGAGGUCCAGGCCAACAAGGCCAACCAAUCCAACCCGGUCAACCAGGACAACCAGGCUAUCCAGGACAGCCAGGACAGCCAGGACAACCAGGACAACCUGGCACCCCAGGCCAGCCAGGACAACCCGGUAAACCAGGAUACCCAGGUCAACCAGGAGGUCCAGGCCAACAAGGCCAACCAAUCCAACCCGGUCAACCAGGCUACCCAGGUCAACCAGGACAACCAGGCUAUCCAGGACAGCCAGGACAACAAGGACAACCUGGCACCCCAGGACAACCUGGCAACCCAGGACAACCAGGAACACCAGGCUAUCCAGGACAGCCAGGACAACCAGGAACACCAGGCCAGCCAGGACAACCCGGUAAACCAGGAUACCCAGGUCAACCAGGAGGUCCAGGCCAACAAGGCCAACCAAUCCAACCCGGUCAACCAGGACAUCCAGGCUAUCCAGGACAGCCAGGACAGCCAGGACAACCAGGACAACCUGGCACCCCAGGCCAGCCAGGACAACCCGGUAAACCAGGAUACCCAGGUCAACCAGGAGGUCCAGGCCAACAAGGCCAACCAAUCCAACCCGGUCAACCAGGCUACCCAGGUCAACCAGGACAACCAGGCUACCCAGGACAGCCAGGACAACCAGGACAACCUGGCACCCCAGGACAACCCGGUAAACCAGGAUACCCAGGUCAACCAGGACAACCAGGCUAUCCAGGACAGCCAGGACAACCAGGACAACCUGGCACCCCAGGACAACCAGGACAACCUGGCUAUCCAGGACAGCCAGGACAACCAGGAACACCAGGCCAGCCAGGACAACCCGGUAAACCAGGAUACCCAGGUCAACCAGGAGGUCCAGGCCAACAAGGCCAACCAAUCCAACCCGGCCAACCAGGCUACCCCGGUCAACCAGGACAACCAGGCUAUCCAGGACAGCCAGGACAGCCAGGACAACCAGGACAACCUGGCACCCCAGGACAACCCGGUAAACCAGGAUACCCAGGUCAACCAGGACAACCAGGCUAUCCAGGACAGCCAGGACAACCAGGACAACCUGGCACCCCAGGACAACCAGGACAACCUGGCUAUCCAGGACAGCCAGGACAACCAGGAACACCAGGCCAGCCAGGACAACCCGGUAAACCAGGAUACCCAGGUCAACCAGGACAACCCGGUAAACCAGGAUACCCAGGUCAACCAGGACAACCAGGAACACCAGGCCAGCCAGGACAACCCGGUAAACCAGGAUACCCAGGUCAACCAGGACAACCCGGUAAACCAGGAUACCCAGGUCAACCAGGAGGUCCAGGCCAACAAGGCCAACCAAUCCAACCCGGUCAACCAGGCUACCCCGGUCAACCAGGACAACCAGGCUAUCCAGGACAGCCAGGACAGCCAGGACAACCAGGACAACCUGGCACCCCAGGCCAGCCAGGACAACCCGGUAAACCAGGAUACCCAGGUCAACCAGGAGGUCCAGGCCAACAAGGCCAACCAAUCCAACCCGGUCAACCAGGCUACCCAGGUCAACCAGGACAACCAGGCUAUCCAGGACAGCCAGGACAACAAGGACAACCUGGCACCCCAGGACAACCUGGCAACCCAGGACAACCAGGAACACCAGGCCAGCCAGGACAACCCGGUAAACCAGGAUACCCAGGUCAACAAGGAGGUCCAGGCCAACAAGGCCAACCAAUCCAACCCGGUCAACCAGGCUACCCAGGUCAACCAGGACAACCCGGUAAACCAGGAUACCCAGGUCAACAAGGAGGUCCAGGCCAACAAGGCCAACCAAUCCAACCCGGUCAACCAGGCUACCCAGGUCAACCAGGACAACCAGGCUAUCCAGGACAGCCAGGACAACCAGGACAACCUGGCACCCCAGGACAACCAGGACAACCUGGCUAUCCAGGACAGCCAGGACAACCAGGAACACCAGGCCAGCCAGGACAACCCGGUAAACCAGGAUACCCAGGUCAACCAGGAGGUCCAGGCCAACAAGGCCAACCAAUCCAACCCGGUCAACCAGGCUACCCAGGUCAACCAGGACAACCAGGCUACCCAGGACAACCAGGACAACCUGGCGCCCCAGGACAACCAGGAACUCCAGGCCAACCAGGACAACCCGGUAAACCAGGAUACCCAGGUCAACCAGGAGGUCCAGGACAACAAGGCCAACCAAUCCAACCCGGUCAACCAGGCUACCCAGGACAACCAGGACAACCUGGCGCUCCAGGACAACCAGGAACUCCAGGCCAGCCAGGACAACCCGGUAAACCAGGAUACCCAGGUCAACCAGGAGGUCCAGGACAACAAGGCCAACCAAUCCAACCCGGUCAACCAGGCUACCCAGGACAACCAGGACAACCUGGCGCUCCAGGACAACCAGGAACUCCAGGCCAGCCAGGACAACCCGGUAAACCAGGAUACCCAGGUCAACCAGGAGGUCCAGGCCAACAAGGCCAACCAAUCCAAUCCGGUCAACCAGGCUACCCAGGUCAACCAGGACAACCAGGCUACCCUGGACAACCAGGACAACCUGGCACCCCAGGACAACCAGGAACACCAGGCCAGCCAGGACAACCCGGUAAACCAGGAUACCCAGGUCAACCAGGAGGUCCAGGCCAACAAGGCCAACCAAUCCAACCCGGUCAACCAGGACAACCAGGCUAUCCAGGACAGCCAGGACAGCCAGGACAAUCAGGACAACCUGGCACCCCAGGCCAGCCAGGACAACCCGGUAAACCAGGAUACCCAGGUCAACCAGGAGGUCCAGGCCAACAAGGCCAACCAAUCCAACCCGGUCAACCAGGCUACCCAGGUCAACCAGGACAACCAGGCUACCCAGGACAGCCAGGACAACCAGGACAACCUGGCACCCCAGGACAACCCGGUAAACCAGGAUACCCAGGUCAACCAGGACAACCAGGCUAUCCAGGACAGCCAGGACAACCAGGACAACCUGGCACCCCAGGACAACCAGGACAACCUGGCUAUCCAGGACAGCCAGGACAACCAGGAACACCAGGCCAGCCAGGACAACCCGGUAAACCAGGAUACCCAGGUCAACCAGGAGGUCCAGGCCAACAAGGCCAACCAAUCCAACCCGGUCAACCAGGCUACCCCGGUCAACCAGGACAACCAGGGCAGCCAGGUCAACCCGGUAAACCAGGAUAUCCAGGUCAACUCGGAGGUCCAGGCCAACAAGGCCAGCCAGGUCAAUCAGGAACGCCAGGACAAUCAGGACAACCAGGCUAUCCAGGACAGCCUGGUACCCCAGGACAACCAGGAACGCCAGGCCAGCCAGGCCAACCAGGCUAUCCAGGUCAACCAGGAACACCAGGACAACUAGGAACACCAGGACAACCAGGAACACCAGGCCAGCCAGGACAACCAGGACAACAAGGACAACCAGGAAGCCCAAGUGGGCCAGGACAGCCCGGCCAGCAACAGCCAGGAAAGCCAGGCGGUGGUGAUUCGGUUGGUGAAUCAACUGGCACUGGUGUGCAACCACCCCAAGUUUAUCCGCCGGGGCUAAUGCCUCCGUUCCCAAUGUACGUCAUACCAUAUCCUUUGCCCAUAGUGCCAUAUCCAGGUUCAUGUCCGUGCUACCUCUUGAACCCGGGAAAUAACAGCAGCAGUACAGCUGUCACCCAGGCGCCAACACAAAGCCCUCCGCCAUACUAUUCACCGUAUGGAAUAAUUGGUUUUCUACCAGUGGUCUUUGUUCCAAGCUGCCCCGGUAACGUAACUGAUAUGCAAACUGCACAACAGAACUUCCCCGGAGCUGUACCAGUUCCAUACAAUUGCGCUCAGUGCCAGGCAAACCGAGACAUAUAUAGAUAUUUCGGGAGAAUUGGUGGCGCUCGAAACGUGGAUUUCAACGAUCUUAAAGAAAUAACUUCCCUGCCAGAGUUGGAAAGUUUAUUGAAGAAUGAAAUAAAGGUGCCCAGAAAAAGUCUACGAAGAAUUAAAGUACACGCCCGCGUUUUAGACGAUAAGAAAGACGAAAAGAAAACUGUAUCGAAAGAGUAAACUUAAAUCGACUGUAUAAAUAUAAGUAGCAUAUUAGUAAUUUAAAAUUUUGGGACCGGCCGAUUUUAUCUUGGACGGUUUCGAAAUUUCGUUGAGUGAUUCAAUUUAUAAUAAAGUGAUACCCACUAUAUAUAAAUGUAUUCUAUGGAUAUAAUUUCUAGUUAAUAAUAAAAAUAA
Molecule: messenger RNA, 8692 nt
Organism: Pieris brassicae (large cabbage white)
Lineage: Eukaryota; Metazoa; Arthropoda; Insecta; Lepidoptera; Pieridae
Gene: CPR146
Product: collagen alpha-2(IV) chain-like
Exons: 18
Coding region: 149-8515 (2788 amino acids)
Source: RefSeq, a predicted model, not a curated record